UUCCGUAAUCGACUAUCCGAGGAAAGUGGUCAUGCGAUGUGUGGAAAUAGGAAUACAGACAGACACACAUGUGUAAUAACAUGUUUAGGACGCAGGUACAAUAACAGAGUUCUUAAAAGUUCACUUAGAAAAUUGAGGAAAGUACGUACAUACAUACAUAUAAUGACGUCCAUAUCUCUUGCGGGGUAGUCAGAGCCAACAGUCUUGAAAAGACUGAUAAGCCACGUUUAAUCUAUUUGAUGACUAUUUAUUUGAAACGAACCUAAAACUCUUUUAAAAAGACUACUAAGCAAUCAUCUGAUCACAAUAGUAGCUUCCAGGUGAUAUCACCUAGGUGAAGAAAGGGGAAUAAACUAUAUUUUUGAGAUACCUAGAUGCACUUAUGGUAACUAAUUGCUAGCUAAGAAGCUGAUUCUGUAAUAAAAAAUACCAAUAAAACUUAAUGAUAUUGGACUAGCCCCAAAGUAAGUUAAGGGAUUCUUACUCAAUAAAACUAAACAUCCAAUACCCAGAUAAUAAAUCAAAAAGUUCACUUUCUUCGCCCAAACCGCGCAUCAAACUUAAGACCUAAUGCUUCACAGGAACACUACCAUCACUGCAUAAAACCUCACUACACUAAACGAACGUCACACUAGCAAGUAACUACAAGUAAAUAUAAUUAUAGUUACCAAAAGUGAAUCUAUCUCCUAUGCUAUCAGACGUGUUAGUGAAGUGUGCCAACUAAAUACUAAAAAUGUGUAGUAUAAUAAAAACUCUAUUGAUGUACUUGAAGUUUAUAUUUGACUAUUUGAUAGAAGUGCUAUUUUCAUUUUACUACGACCCGAAAAAACAACCCAUACCUCCACUGAAGAAGGAACAUGCUGUGUUGAAGGAGAGUGCAUGUUCUUUAGCAAAGAAGAUAAGGCAGAAGGAACUGAAGUCAGAAGACUUGGUACGAGCUGUGAUUGAGAGGAUUAAAGAGGUAAACCAAGUUUUAAACGCCGUGGUAGAAGAUAGAUUCGAAGCUGCCUUAGCUGAAGCAAAGGACGCAGAUAGUCAAGUUGCAGCCGGGUUGACAGAAGAGGAAUGGCAGAAAAAACCGUUUUUAGGAGUCCCGUUCACGUCGAAGGAGAGCCAAUCAGUGAAAGGCAUGCGGUACACUCUCGGGCUCUGGGCUAGGAGGAACGAAGUGGCUGCUGAGGACAGUGUGUGCGUUCAGAAAUUGAGGCUUGCUGGAGCCAUUCCCGUAGCUUGCACUAACUGCCCGGAGUUGUUGAUUUGGCAAGAAACAAACAAUCCGGUGUACGGAAGGACCAACAACCCCCACCACACCGGCCGUACCCCAGGCGGGUCCAGUGGGGCGGAAGCUGCUUUGAUGGCUACGUACGCGAGCGUCAUCAGCCUUUCGUCUGACGUCGGGGGCUCCACUCGUAUGCCGGCCAUGUACUGCGGUCAAUUCGGACACCAUACAACUCCUGGCAAUACCAAUUGCAAAGGAGUAUACUUAAAACAAGAAGACGAUGAAGACAUCAUGUUUUCGCUGGGUUUCAUAACGAAGCAUGCGGAGGAUCUGGCCCCACUAACCAAGGUCAUAACAGGGGAGAAGGCACCACGGCUUGGGCUGGAUAAACAGUGGGACAUAAAGGAUAUAAAUUUUUACUACAUAAAAUCGACGAAGGACCUUAAAGUUACUAUCCUAAGACCGGCUAUGAAAGAAGCGAUGAAACGGGUGAUUACGAAGUUAAACAAGGAUGUGCCAAGCCCGAACGCUCCGAAGCAGUAUUACCACGAAGCGGUGAAUCACAUGUAUGAUCUAUGGCGGUACUGGCUGGGUCAAGAACAGAAGGAUUAUGAGCUGAUGUACACCAACUUCACUGGGAAACCACAUUGGUUUAUCGAGCUUGUGAAAAAGAUAUGCUUUAUGAGUGAGCACCACUUCAGCACACUGUUGAUACUUGGUGAAAAACAAUUAUUAGGACCACGAAUGGACGGCAAAUGGGCUCAGAAUCUCACUAAGGACAUCAAAGAGGAUUUAUUUAAAAAGUUAGGAGACAACGGUGUUCUGUUAUUGCCCAGUGGCCCUAACUCCGCGCCUUACCACAACAGCUGCUACUUCUUCCCCACAAACACUUCGUUCUUCAUGCUGCCCAAUUUUUUGAAGUGUCCAGCUACUCAAGUACCUCUAGGGGUGGAUAGCUCAGGAAUGCCAAUAGGUAUUCAAGUUGUAGCGGCUCCAAACAAUGACGGUUUAUGCCUUGCUGUGGCUAAGUAUUUGGAGAAGGAGUUUGGAGGAGCCGUGAUGGCUUGCAGAGCAGAAUGAGUUUCUUAUAGAUUAAAAAUAAAUUAUAUUUCUGUGUUAGCUUUUCUUUAUUAUCUGGAAGGAAGUUCUGAAAUGAAUCAGUCAUUAUUUUAUUUUCUUGCCAAUUUUUUUUAUCGUUUUUUCAUUGCGUAUAGAAAAUUUUAUAGCCGCUUUGUAACGUACUCGUAAGUAAUCAAUUUGUUAAAAAAAUGCUGCUGCACACAACAUUAUGUAAAAUAUAUUUUUUAAUAGGUAGGUACUUUAGUACUUACAUGACUGUGUAGAUAAUUAAGUUUUUUUUAAACUUAAACU
This is a messenger RNA of Amyelois transitella, 2590 nucleotides long. Its product is annotated as fatty-acid amide hydrolase 2. The record is from RefSeq and is a predicted model, not a curated record. The coding region runs from base 734 to 2299 and encodes 521 amino acids. The transcript is spliced from 11 exons. Lineage: Eukaryota; Metazoa; Arthropoda; Insecta; Lepidoptera; Pyralidae.